AUGUAUAAUCUCGGGGUUGCUCAUGGUGAUAUGCUUAAGUUUGAUAUGGCUAUUGUAUUCUACGAGCUUGCCUUUCAUUACAAUCCACAUUAUGCGGAAGCUUGUAACAAUCUAGGUGUUAUAUAUAAAGAUCGUGACAACCUUGAUAAAGCUAGUAAGAUGGACGCCGCGACAAGUAUGAUUGAGAAAGCUAUCAUUACAAAUCUGACAUAUGCAGAGGCCUACAAUAACCUAGGAGUUCUUUACAAAGAUGCUGGUGAUAUUGCUCUAGCAAAUAAUGCUUAUGAACAACGUCUCAAGAUUGAUCCCAACUCUCGAAAUGCUGGCCAGAACCGCCUGCUUGCAAUGAAUUACAUAGAUGAAAGAAAUGAUGACAAACUUUUCGAAGCUCAUAGGGAUUGGGGUAGGCGGUUUAUAAGACUAUAUCAACCAUUCACAUCAUGGAACAACUCAAAAGAUCCCGAAGGUUUCAAGAAACACUAUGCCACAUUACAAGUUGAAUUAACUGAUGAAUGGUACCCUAUAAAUGCCAUUUUGGAUGUUCCAUUAUCAAAGCAGCUGGCUGCUGGAAGAUUGUUUUCAGUUCUCAAAGCUUCACUUCUCUCUGAUUCAUCAUACAAAGUUAAUUUUUCUCAACUUGCGAUAAUCUUCAUAAUUGUCAUCAUUUCCGCUCUUCUCCUAUCGCCAACGCACGCAACCCCCAAACCAAAGAAAAGUGAAGACAGUGAUGAAGGGAUCAAGACGAAGCAUACAAGAUUAAGAAGGACAAUAAUUGUAUUACUUCACAUCUGGAUUUCUGAAGCGCUACCAACGUGUCUUCAAUAG
Molecule: messenger RNA, 825 nt
Organism: Vicia faba (fava bean)
Lineage: Eukaryota; Viridiplantae; Streptophyta; Magnoliopsida; Fabales; Fabaceae
Source: the annotation of a GenBank genome assembly